This is a messenger RNA of Triticum dicoccoides, 2102 nucleotides long. RefSeq names its product transcription initiation factor TFIID subunit 12b-like. Gene Ontology annotation, cellular component: SAGA complex; transcription factor TFIID complex. Gene Ontology annotation, molecular function: DNA binding; protein heterodimerization activity; TBP-class protein binding. The transcript is spliced from 8 exons. The coding region runs from base 99 to 1736 and encodes 545 amino acids. Gene Ontology annotation, biological process: RNA polymerase II preinitiation complex assembly; DNA-templated transcription initiation. NCBI's taxonomy places the organism in Eukaryota, Viridiplantae, Streptophyta, Magnoliopsida, Poales, Poaceae. The record is from RefSeq and is a predicted model, not a curated record.
CACACGACCGUCACCUACUCCCCGGCCCUCCACGCGACCGUCCACCCCGCGUCGUCUCCGGCCACCGCCGCCCGCGGAAACCCUACACCCCGCCCGCCAUGGCGGAUCCGCCGUCCGUGGCCGCCAUCGCCUCGCCGCAGCCCGACCAGCUCGGCGGCUCAGCCUCCGCCCCGCAAAACUCCAACCCUAACUCCCUCCUGUCCCCCCAAAUCCCCCCCUCCCCCACCGUCUCCGACCUCUCCGUCAUCUCCUCCCCGCAGCUCGAUCCAGCCGCGGCAGCUGCGGGAGGAGGGUCCGCGGACUUCCCGCCUCGUCCGCAGCAGUUGCAGGCGCCUUCGCCCACGCAGGCAGUGGCCGGCGCCGGAGGCUACGGCCAGAUCCAGCGCUCGGGUUCGGCUUCCCGCCUCGCCGCUGCCAGCCAGCUUCCACAAUACUCCGCGGCAACGGCUAGGAUGUACGGAGGGCAGAUGAGCUUCUCAGGUGGCGGAGCGCAGCUGGGGCAGCAGCAGCAGCAGCAGCUAGCGGCCCGCGCGGCAAUGCUUGGUCAGGGGCAGCUCGGGAUGAUGCAAGGGCAGGGCAGCGCGGCUUCUGCUGCACACUACGGGCUCCAGUCACAGAUGAUGGCACAGCCAAGGCAAAAAGGCAUGGUACAAGGUGCACAAUUUAAUACUGCCAACGCAGCUCAAGCGUUGCAAGGGAUGCAAUCCAUGGGAGUCAUGGGUACUUUGGGGAUGAACCAGAUGAGACCAAAUGGAACUAUUCCAUAUGCUCAACAACGCUUUGCCCAGGCCCAAAUGAGGCCGCAGCAAGCGUCGCAGCAAGCUGCACUAUCUCCGCAGAAGGGGGUUGCUCAAGGCUUGUCGAGAACAGCAUCGAUCACAGGAUUAAACUCACAACUGCCUGGAGUGUCACAAAAUGGGCAGAUGAUGCAAAUGUCACCUUCGCAACAACAGCAGCAGUGGUUGAAGCAAAUGCAAUCAUCUUUGGCCUCGCCAUCUCAACAUCAAAUUCAGCAGCAGCACAGGAUGCUAUUGAUGCAACAACUUCAGAAAACAGGACUGACUCCACACCAGAUUGCACAAGCCCAACAACAGCAUCCACCACAUCUCAAUGCCCAGCAGUUGAUGCAACAGCAGCACAUUAUGCAGCAGCUUCAGCAGCAGCAACAGCAACAAUCUCCAAGGAUGUCAGCAUCUGGCUCCCAGAAGUCUGCAAACUUGACAGGAUCACAGCCGGGCACGCCUUUGUCAGGGGGGACUAUGGCUGGUGGAAGUGGAAGUCAAGGAGCAGAAGGAACUAACCAACUUCUUGGGAAGAGAAAAAUACAAGACUUGGUUGCACAGGUGGAUCCCCUCGGCAAACUUGAUCCAGAAGUGGAAGAUUUGGUUUUAGAGAUUGCUGAUGACUUCAUUGAAUCGGUGACUGCAUUUGCGUGUACCCUGGCAAAGCACAGGAAGUCAUCCGUUCUGGAAGCCAAGGAUGUGUUGCUGCACUUACAGAGAAAUUGGCAUCUGACAGUUCCUGGUUUUUCCAAGGAAGACAAGAAUCCACAGAGAAAUUAUGUAAAGGCAGUAGUGGAUCCCCAACAGCCAGAGUGUGACGCUGCUGGAGUUAGAAGCGCAAGCAAUAAAUUAGUUGCUAAUAAUUCAAUUGCCAACCAUCAGACAAGAGGUCCGGUUGCAGAUCCUUCACCAACAUCUACAGUGGGUCCUCUGUCAAAAGUUCCCCGUUUCUGAGCUCUGUGCUGUUCCCCUCGGUGGAAGGCUCUAGGACAUACAACUCACCAAUGGUCUAACUCAAGGGACGGAAGCACAGUGGAUAUACGAGCAUCUGCGGACAAAACGAUGGCCGAUCGUUUACCUGUCCAAACCGGAUGCUUGUCUCAAAGUCGAAGGAAAAAAAAAACAGUUGCUAGCUGACUGGGUCAUUCGCAACGGGCAAUUGCAUGAGUCGCCUGUAACCUUGUUAUCCAUGAAUCUUUGUAGCUCCCCCUCUUCGUUGUACAUAGCGUUUUGCAAACGGGGCAGCCCCUUCUUUUUCCGUUUUGAAAAAGCUUUUAUGCAGACAUGGAGGCUAUACAUAUAUAUAUUCGUGUGCUAUGC